UCCGUUCGUGAUCUUAUUCUUUAAGUAAACUUUGCAGUGCGCGUGCUGUGCCUCAAAUCGCAUCUCAGUAAACAAACCGAAUCCACUCGGAUACCACGGCGGAGGACAUACCGAAAUCGGAAAUAAAUACUUUAGCCAUAUCCGGAGCAAUAGGGUAAAUCAAAAUGGAAGAGAAAAGCGAGGUAGCAGAGUUCUUCAGUGGACGGUCGGUGUUUGUUACCGGUGGCACAGGGCUGAUGGGCAAAGUGCUCGUGUGGAAGUUAUUGACAAGUUGCCCAGACUUGAAUAAAAUAUUCGUGUUGAUCAGAACUAAAAGGGGCAAAUCCGCUUAUCUCCGGUACCAGGAAAUUAUUAAAGCUCCAUUGUUCGACGGCAUAAGGAAAAACAACAAGAAAUUGUUAGAUAAACUGGAAGUAGUCAGCGGCGAUGUUGGCAUAGACGAACUCGGUGUUACGCCUGAAUUGAAAGAUAAGAUCAUUUCAUCUGUCUCGAUCGUCUUUCACGGAGCUGCCACAUUGAACUUGGACGCUACGCUCACAGAGGCGGUCAACUUAAACACCAACGGAACAUUGCGAACGCUCGAGUUUUGCUCAGUCAUGAAGAAUUUAGUGGCGUUUGUUCAUUUUUCUACUGCUUUCUGUCACGUAGACUUGGAUUCGUUGAGCGAAGAGGUGCACAAAUCGGCUUUUGACGCUCGCAACAUAAUCAGGUUACAGACGUGGCUCAACGAACAAUCAAUCAAAAUGGUUACACCCCAUCUAAUCCUACCUCAUCCGAAUACUUACACGUUUUCGAAGCGUUUGGCCGAAGACAUUGUCAGCGAGUUCUAUCCUCAACUUCCUGUCACUAUCGCCAGACCAUCAAUAGUGACUCCUGCUUUAAAGGAACCGUUACCUGGUUGGGUAGACAACUUAAACGGCCCUACUGGUAUACUGGCAGCCGGCGGUAAAGGUGUGCUGAGAUCGGUCUUGUGUAAUCCGGAUUACAAUGCCGAAGCCGUGCCGGUGGAUUUGGCGAUUAACGCUGUAAUCUCUAUAGCAUGGAAAACUGCUACAACCAAAGAAAAACGAAACACCAUUCCGGUUUAUAAUUUGACGCAACACAAUUUAAAUCCGAUCACUUGGCGGACGGUGAUGGAAAAAGGCAAAGAAAUUGCUUUCAAGUAUCCGUUUGAACUGAUGUUGUGGUACCCUAGUGGAGAUAUGACGACCAACCGGUUUUACCACAUGUACAAAGUGAUUUGCUACCAUUGGAUACCUGCAUACUUAAUCGAUACGAUUAUGUUUUUGCUCGGCCAAAAGCGAUUCAUGUUAAGAGUUCAACAAAAGAUUCAGGACGGAUUGCGUGUGCUCCAAUACUUCACGAUGCGCAAUUGGGACUUCAAAAACGACCGACUUUUGGCCCUCAGGGAGACCAUGAACUCCGCUGAUCGUGAAAUUUUCGAUAUGCACUUUGAAACAAUGGACGUCGAAAGUUACUUUACCAACUGCAUCUUGGGUGCUAGGCAAUAUUGUCUCAAAGAAGAUCCAGCCAGUAUACCGAGGGCUAGAAAAACGCUUAAAGUGUUGUACGUGCUGGACUUGAUCUUCAUCUACUUGAAGUACGCACUAGUGGCCUGGUUGUUUUACAAACUGUACUCGGUGGUUAACUCUGCGUUUUAAGUCGUUUCCCAUAGUACACUUAUCCCGCGUUACCUUAUACUGUACACACUGUACCUAUACUUUAUUAUUGUUGUUUGUUUGUUUUUUUUUUAAGGAUUUUCUUUUUAUUGACGAUUCAUAUUCUACCGAAAUCAUUACGCCUCGACCGUUCUAUCAUCAAAUCGGAUUCUUAGGCUUUUACAAUUAUUUACUAAUAAGUAUUUACUAAUACCGUCAUCAAAUCCAGACAUCUGCACGUAGUUUUUUUGUUAAUAGUAGAUUUUUUUAUUUCACUUCUUGUAUUUCUUCUCCUUUCUCUGAACCACCACUACUGUACUGCACUGCCUUCGAAAAUGACAAAAAGCCGUUCUGACUACAACACUAGGUAUAUGUAUUCAUAACGAUAUGCGCCCCGUCUCGUCGUCGCACCCCACGACACCCAAAGAGAAGAACACGCGUUCCGGCCGCCCCUUGAAAGUAUUUAAACGCAUUGUUCGCGCUCGCAUAUACAGAAGAAAGCAGACAUCACAAGUGCCUUUUAUAGUAAUAUACAGCCAAGCAUCUUUUGUUCGUUCGACCACUUGCUUCGGGGGGUACUCGCUAUACAGUACAUAUAUAUUAUAUUUCGCCGGCUUUUGCAAAUGCGAUAUAAAAACGGUAGACGAGAAAAAUAUGUACUCUCUAGCUGAAAAAAAAAUGUCCAUCACUUAAGGUUCAUUAUGGCGGCCAAAUACGCGACGCUGCGCUGUUUGGAAAAGUCGAUACAAAAACAUAUGAAAAGGGGUAUAAAGUAAACUGUUUUCUUGAUGAAUGUUUAAAGUGAUUAAACGAAAUAAUGGGAGAAAUGACCUUCGAUCAUAAUUUGGUAGAAGAAAAACUACUUAAAUGUUAUACGCUAUGAAUAAAAUAAAAAUGAAUAAUUUUCUUUGCUUGUGUCUUUGCUGUAUGUUUUUAUCUUAAUAAAAAAAUUCGAUUGCGCAUCUUAGUAGCACCACCACGAUUGAAUAUCCAUUCACAAACUCUUAAGUAGGACCUAUGGCUACCGCUGCAGCGUAUUGCUUAUCUAAUUACAUUAAAAGCGUUCAUUUUCGUCUUCCAACCGAUUACUGGUACUACGUAGUAGGGCAACCUUUAUUUUUAGUAGUGAACAAAAAUUAUGUGUGAUAUACACGUUUUAAAGUCGUUUUAAGAGCUUUUCAAAACUACUUGGCCAUUUGAAAUACCUCGAUUAGAAAAAAUUUAUAAAGAUAAACAAAAAGUUUGAUUUUUCACAUGUCAUUGAAAUGCAAAAACAAUGACCCAUGAGCACAUACUUAGACUUGAGAUAAAAAAUCGAAAUUUUGAGAUAAUUUCCCUUUUGAUAAGUACUAUCUAAUAGUAUACCUGGAAACAAAAAAACACCUGAAUACAUAUUGUAAUACAAUCCUUAAUAACAACGGUAGAAGAGAAAAAAAUGACCAUAUUUCGUCUUCCACUAAAUUAAAUAUAAUAUACAGUUUAAACGGUGUUACCAUUACAUUCAAUGCAACCAAAGAACUAAACCAAUAAUAUUAACUAUUUUGUAUGGUUAUCCAAUUACAAAAUAUUAUUAUGCUUAAUCAUUGUUAAAUAAAUUAAUACAAUUUUAGUUUAAACAAAUAAAUCAAAAUGUCAAUCUAUUAUUACGAUUUAUCAAUUAUAUUAGC
Molecule: messenger RNA, 3325 nt
Organism: Adelges cooleyi (spruce gall adelgid)
Lineage: Eukaryota; Metazoa; Arthropoda; Insecta; Hemiptera; Adelgidae
Product: putative fatty acyl-CoA reductase CG5065
Exons: 9
Coding region: 165-1661 (498 amino acids)
Biological process (GO): long-chain fatty-acyl-CoA metabolic process
Cellular component (GO): peroxisome
Molecular function (GO): alcohol-forming very long-chain fatty acyl-CoA reductase (NADP+) activity
Source: RefSeq, a predicted model, not a curated record